This is a messenger RNA of Rubroshorea leprosula, 1721 nucleotides long. NCBI's taxonomy places the organism in Eukaryota, Viridiplantae, Streptophyta, Magnoliopsida, Malvales, Dipterocarpaceae. The record is from the annotation of a GenBank genome assembly.
CCAACCGUACACUUUAUUCGCCAAGCUGGUACGCGUUUAUAUCAUGGACAGACAGCCUUUUAUAAAAGGGAAGAGCCCAAGACUAGCUCAGCAAAAGCAGAUCACAGCAGCCGAUCGAGUACUUGAAGACAUCGGACAACUUUCCUUCAUCAAGAAUGGUGAAUGCAAAAGCAAAAGCAGGCCAAUGGCUAUAUCUCCUUGUUUGCAUACUGAUACUGCUGAAAGCAGAAGGUGCUGGAGUUGGAAUUACUUAUCUAGACAGUGCUGUGGCCAAAGGAGCUGUUUGCUUGGAUGGAAGCCCGCCGGCUUACCAUUUCGAUAAGGGGUUUGGUUCUGGAGUUAAUAACUGGUUGGUUCAUAUGGAGGGAGGAGGAUGGUGCAAUAACAUCGAGACUUGUGUGGCUCGCAAGAAAACUGAUACAGGCUCAUCAAAGCUUAUGGUCAAGUCAUUUGGCUUCUCUGGGAUUCUUGGCAGCAAGCAAAGUUCUAAUCCCGACUUUUACAAUUGGAACAGAAUUAAGGUUAGGUAUUGUGAUGGUUCAUCUUUUACUGGUGAUAUUGAAGCAGUUGAUCCAGCUAAUCAGCUCUACUUCAGAGGAGCGAGAGUUUGGCGGGCAAUCAUGGAUGAUCUAUUAGCAAAAGGGAUGAAAAAUGCUCAAAAUGCUAUUCUUUCGGGUUGUUCUGCUGGUGGAUUGGCUUCCAUUUUGAAUUGUGACAGAUUUCGAUCUCUAUUUCCUACAACUACCAAGGUUAAAUGCAUUUCAGAUGCUGGCUUCUUCCUCAACGCGAAGGAUGUUUCUGGAGGGUCCCUUAUCCAAACCUUCUACAGUCAAGUAGUUGCAACUCAUGGAUCAGAUAAGAAUUUGCCAGCAUCCUGCACUUCAAGAAUGAGUCCAGAAUUGUGUUUCUUCCCUCAAAAUGUUGUCCCCUACAUGCAAACCCCAAUCUUUUUCAUAAAUUCAGCUUAUGACUUCUGGCAGAUUAAGAACAUUUUGGCACCAAGUGCUGCUGAUCCUAAAAAGCAAUGGAAAAACUGCAAGCUCAAUUUGACAACAUGCUCAGCUGCUCAACUCCAAACAAUUCAAGGUAACUACCAAGUUAGCAAUGAAGCUUACAUUUACAGCCUAUGUUCUCAUUUUUCUUUCAAUCAACUCUUGCGAACAUGCACGUGGAAGAUUCUAGAAAGUCAAGAAUCUAUAUAAUCUCUGGGCUCAUUUUCAGAUUACAGGGGACAAUUUGUCAGUACAGUGACCAGAGCAGCUGGUAACUCCUUGAGGAUAGGCAUGUGGAUAGACUCUUGCUAUGCUCACUGUCAAUCAGGGAGGCAGCUGACAUGGUUGAGUGACAGUUCUACACAAGUUGCUAAUACAGUAAGUUUAUUUCCUCCAUUUUCCCUCACUCCCCCCCUCCCCUUUUCUACUUUUGUUUGUCACUUAUACUGAUAUUUCUCUUCUGAAUGAAAAUUAAUGUAUAAUGCAGAAAAUUGCUGUGGCUGUUGGAGACUGGUUUAAUGAAAGGGGUUUGGUGCAGAAGAUAGAUUGCCUUUACCCUUGCAAUCCUACUUGCCAAGCCCCAGAUUCUGAAUCAUAACUUUUACAAGAAAUGUAUUAUUGAAGGCGUUAUGCAAAAACAUGGCAUUAUGCAUUUUCCAAAAGUGUAAUCUCAUAUGUAGACCAUGGUCCAUAUUUAUUUGUUUAAAAGAAUAAAAAAGCUCUACAAAA